UCGACCGUGCUACAGCCAGCUGCACUAUCUGCCAGCCCGUCUGCACGCUUUUAUUCGUAUCUAUUUCACUCGAGCACCCAUCACACGCGCGACGCACGAGAGACUGACUCAUAGUUCAAUUCGACGCGACACGUGCUACAGCGACGACGCGCAUAUAAUCACCGUCAGCAUCCUUCAUCAAUUCACUCCCGCGUCACUACCAGAUAACCAUGCCGCGCGAUUCAGCGGGCCCGUCCUCGUCUUCAGCAGUGGCGGGGCCGGGACCGUCGACAAUGGCCGCAGCAGCAGGAGGCUCGUCAUCAUCUGCUUCCGCCGCCUCUUCUGCACGCUCUUCGCCCGCAAACGACCUCUUUCGUAUUGCUCUGCCCGAUUCUGAUUCCUCUGAUCUCGAGAACGGUUUCGACGAGUCACACUUAAAUCCCUACCUUGCACCGGACCCGGCGUAUGCGGACAGCUACGCCGCCGCGGCGCGACGACGACUCGCAAUUGCGGGGUCAGCUCGUUUCCAAGAGGUCCUCGAGGAUGCUUCGCUUGCGCUUAAAGCGCGCCUCUCCUCUCCAGAGUCUGCCAACCUCAGCCAGAACAGGAAGAAAAAGAUCUUUGACGAAUUCCUGAGAGAGAUGGGCGAGAUCGCGAGGCUCCAGGAAAGGGAAGUAGAAGCGAGGGCCAGAGAGGAAGCGGACAUCGCAAGGACGAUGAUAUUAAGCAAGAGUGAGGGCGGAAUCGCCUCAGGACCAAGCGGAAGCGGUUCCUCCUCAUGGGGUGCUGGUCCCAGCGACCCCAACGGCAACAGCGGAUGCAACUCUGGUUCCACCUCAGCCUCUUCGGUCGCUCUUGCCGCUUCAGCAUCAACUACUGGUCCAUCGGCACCUCAACCUCACAAAGCCACAGGCUCCCUUAAAGGGCGGAAUGAUCCUGAAGGCUCGAGUACUGAAGAAGAGACGGACCGUCCCACUCCGCGCAAAACAAAAACAAGCAAGUCCAAUGCUGCUAAAUCUACUCCGUCUGUCAACACUUCCACCAUGACCAGAAACAAUACAAAGCCAUCCGCGAACGCCUCCAAGAAAGGUUCGAGGGACGACGAUGACUUCUCGUCCCCAUCAACACCCACGCCCGACCGUCGCGGUCGCUCAGGCACGAUUUCCCUCCCACGCUCCGUCUCCGCGUCGUCUGCUUUUCCUGAUGAGGCACCAUCGCACUCUAAAAGCAAAUCUUCUGACGACACGGCUGUCGUUUCGAAGACGAAUGCCAAUGUUGCCGCGAACCCGCAGACAAAAACGGGUAAGCCGAAGGCGAAAGACGCAAGCAAAAGUGCGUCCGGUUCCCCGCCCACUGGAACACGUCCAGAGCUGCUUGCGGGGCUAGGUGUUUCUUCGUCAUCGGCGGCGUCUCCUGCUAUCGUAUCGGCCAAUGGAAACGUUGCAAAGCCCGCUGCUAAUGCCGGCCCUGCGGCGACGGGCGCAAGUGCGUCCGCACCUGCAAUGGCAAAGAAUGUAAAUGCUAGUGGCGGCGCAAGUGCGGUGCAGAACCAGAACCAAACCCAGAGGCCGGCUCAGUCUCAGCACCAGCAUCAACGGUCCGUGACACUCAAUGCACCUCCUGCUCCAUCCCGCGCGAACUCUAGCGGCAACGUGAAUGCAAACACAAACGCAAAUGCGAAGAAAGGUGUUGCUCCGCAGACUUCUGACGUUUCUGGCGGCUCAAACGUUUAUGCCAAGCCGGUACAAUCUCAGGCAUUCCAGCUUGCACAGGCUCAAGUCGCUGCUCUUCAGGCUCCCAGUCAAAACCAGACGUAUCCCCUCACUCAGGCUCAGGCUCAGCAGUCAUCUCAGAAUCAGAACCAAAACACGCCGGAUGAGUCGAAGGAAUUACAGCGUCCAUCUGCAAAUCACAAGUUAUGGAUACCACCGAAACCGCCGCAUAUGCAGAGCCCUGCGCAGAGUUCUUCGCACGUACACACUCUUUCUUCUAAUUCCGCUGAAAAGGGUGAGCGGAAAGAAAAGGAAAUGAAAGAUGCAAAGGACGCGAAGGAUGCAAGUGGAAAGGACGGGAAAGAGAAGGACAAGAGACCGCGUCCCGUUUCUUUUGCGAGUCAAGGUGUGAUUGUCACCGCCAAAGAUAAUGGGUCGGUCGUGACGACGGAAAAGGGAGCGAAGCCGAAUACGGACAAGAAAGAGGAAAAUGCACUUUCGGGUCCAAACACAAUUGCGAGGAGCCUCAAGACCAACACGAAGGCUGAUACCGCGCCGUCAUCGGCCCUGAAUAAUUCAUCUACUGCCACGACUGCCGUCCCAACGGUAAAGGCUGAAAUCGAAAAACAGUCAGAGAAGCAAGCACCUGCGAAGACGGUGACACCAAAGCUAGAUGACAAGAAUACGUCCCGCGUUCUAGUGCCUUUACAGGAUGCAGGUACGAAUUCAAAGAUGAGCAACUCGAAAAUUUCACAGGCGCCCGUCAGCGAGAUUUCCGGCUCUCCUGGCGCUAUUUCGUCUGAAAAAACUCUACCGUCUAUUCACUUGACGUCUUCCGCGGCGCCUAAUGCAACGACCACUGCCCCUAUCUCUGGUUCUAUGGCUCCGGUCCCACCGAUACCAACAGCUUUUACUGGUUCAUCUUCGGCAUCUGCUUCUGAGGCUGCAGCGGCAGAUUUGGAGCGUGAGCGCGUUCGCGCGGAGAAGGCAUACCUUUUGUCCGCGCAAUCUACCCCAGCAAGUGUGAACACGGUUACACUACCAACUGUAACCGGCAUCGACGGAAAACUACAGAUGCAAACCCCUAUCAGCGGGAUUCAACCGUACACUCCUCAACAGCCCCAGCAGCAGCAGAAAGUCGUCUCUGCCGACAUUAGCUCGCCGUAUCCGCAUCCUUAUCCAUUUUCUCACACAAAUCUGAAUACAAUCGCAAACCCGAGCAACGGCAGUGGACCGACGGCUAUGAGUCCAAGCACAUCUGGGUCAACUAUUACGUCUCCGUUCUCACCGCUUUCCAUGGCAAAUGGAUUCCCGACAUCCUCAGCGGCAACAAGUGCGGCAAGCAGUCGCGCGAUGUCACGCCACCCGUCAUCUUCGUCUUCUGACCCGUACGCACAAAAGGAUGGCCACGCCCACUCUCAUGCUCAUCAUCAUGGACACGCUCACCAUCGCGAAAACAAAGAAAAGGAUAAGCUUGCGCAAGCUGCAGCGGCUUUGAUGGUUGGGGUGCAGUCGCCAACCCAGACGAAUAUGUUUUGGCAGCCUGGUCCUAAUGAGCGUGAGCGAGAGAAAGGGAGAGAACGUGAAAGGGAUAGAAGCCACGGCCGCACGCCAAGUGCAAAUAAUGGCACUCAGAGUUCAAGUGCGAGCGCAAGUGCUACCUCGUCUCGCUCAAGUUCCGUUUCAAGGGGUGAUGGUCCAGCGUUUGGGGGAUUCGAUCCUAGUACUAUUCGCUCGACCGGACGACCAAGUCAGGGUGUAUCCGGUAAUGGAUCCGGUAAUGGCAGCCUUGAGGCGACAUUCGCAAGUCUCAUGGAGGGUGCUCCUAGUGAAUUUGGGGGACGUUCUGUCGGCGCAGACAGGAAUAGUAAUUACAAUGCAGGUCCAGGCAAUGGAGGGAAGUUCUGGGUCCCCGGAUCUACAUCCAAUACGACGCCAAAGCCGUCGCGCCGUGGAGAUCGCGAGAAGGACCGCGGCGAACGUGGUCGGGAGAGCAAUGCGUCUUCUCCUGCCGUCAAUCCCCUUGCGCUUACCAUUUCGUCAGCAUCUGCCAUGACGUCUUCAGCAUCCUCUUCUUCGCUCGUGCCGUCAACCACAUCGACCAUCUCGAAUUCAUCGGCUCCCCAGUCACAGUUCUAUGCAGUAGCAGAACGUGCACGUGAGGAUCGGUUGCGCCUACGUGCGAAUGAGUUCCACACCAGGGCGGAGGUCGUAUCGGUAUUCCAGCGGCGUGUAGAAGAUCUCAUGGCAGAGUUUGCUGAAGCGUUGAUGCGUGCAGAAGAUUACGAGAAGUUCGGACCAUCCAGCGCUCUCAUGAAGCCUCCAUCUUGAACUCUCGCUAGUAUCGAUACGUCUUACAACAAAAUUUUAUGUGACGAUGAUCAAACAUCGUAGGGAAUGAGUCGAGCGAGCCAGGCUACUCGCGCAGAAGGGGGCUAUUGCUUCCAAAGUCAUAUACCAUUUCUUAUCUCUUUUACUCUCUGAUUUUUAUAGACGAUAGAUUUCGCCUCAACUUUUAUCUGUAUCCCUUAUCCGUGUCCAUCCAUUCCAUUGACCCGCGCAUUUGUCUUUCGUGUUAUCUGUUCAUUUUUGACAGUAUCGGUUUUUAUCUGCUUUGCUCCUUGCUACUUGUUUACUUAAUGUUAUCCCUGUUCAGUACGUUGACCGUGUUUAUUUCAGUUCUUCUCCUGUUUUUGCUCUGCAACUGUGCCCAUACUUCGUGUCCCAUUUCAUUUCAUCCAGUCCUAUCUCGCACUGGCUAAUCUCUCGAGCUCUUGUCGUCAAUGCUUUCAAGUCUCAUCUCAAAAGUGGUUCCGUUUUCCGCCGCCUCCCUCGAUCCAUCCCUUUUUAAGUUUAUCCCAUUAUCGACUCAUUCGCAUGCCUUGACAUAAUGUAUAACUUGUUUUUAUUGUUAUUCUGUUAUUCUUGGCCUACGAAUAUGCUUUUUCUUUAUUUCUGCUUCACUUCACCAUGGCUUCCUCUAUUACUCCAUCCACAUUCCGUAUCGUAAUAAUGCGCUAUAUUUUUGCGCGUCUUCACUUCCUCAACCCGCCUUAACUUUUCAAACCGUACGCUUCCGACCCUCGUCCACUCGUUUGUUUCACUUUCCAACCUCUCGCACAUCGAUUUUUGCACGCUAUUGACGAUCUUACGAUUAGGGUUUCCGAUUCCGUUCUUCAUUUUACGACAUGGGUUUUAUGAUUGACGAAAGCACUGAUAGUGCUUGUGAUAGGAUGUUUGAUGCAUUGUGAUGUAAUUGUAUCAUGCUGAAGAUGAUUGAAUGCAAGUAUUC
Messenger RNA from Fomitiporia mediterranea MF3/22, 4983 nucleotides. RefSeq lists its product as uncharacterized. Lineage: Eukaryota; Fungi; Basidiomycota; Agaricomycetes; Hymenochaetales; Hymenochaetaceae. The transcript is spliced from 3 exons. Bases 210 to 4022 code for a protein of 1270 amino acids. The record is from RefSeq and is a predicted model, not a curated record.